Molecule: messenger RNA, 2538 nt
Organism: Loa loa (African eye worm)
Lineage: Eukaryota; Metazoa; Nematoda; Chromadorea; Rhabditida; Onchocercidae
Exons: 13
Biological process (GO): GPI anchor biosynthetic process
Cellular component (GO): endoplasmic reticulum membrane
Molecular function (GO): mannose-ethanolamine phosphotransferase activity
Source: RefSeq, a predicted model, not a curated record
GGUUGCUGGGGUGUAAGCGUAAGUCAUGUUCCAACCGAAUCGCGUCCUGGACAUGUAGCAAUGCUUGCUGGCUUUUUCGAAGAUGUCAGUGCUGUUGCUCGCGGUUGGAAACAUAAUCCGGUUCCAUUUGACAGCAUCAUCAAUAGAUCGCGCGAAGCAUUUGCUUUUGGCAGUCCAGACAUCGUCCUAAUAUUCACAAAUGAUGUCAACCAUGCCACUGCAAUGGUUUAUUCUCCCGAAUUAGAAGAUUUCCAGCAGAACGAUGCUGCACAACUGGACCGGUGGGUAUUCAGAGAAAUAGAAGAACUUUUGAACAGCACAGAUGUAACUAUUCCAAAACGCUUGGCCUCAGAUCGCCUCGUAUUUUUCCUGCAUUUACUGGGAUUGGACACAAAUGGACACGGUCAUAAACCACAGUCAGAUAAGUACAUUGAUAAUAUUGCAGUUGUAGAUGCAGGAAUUGCUAGAUUGGUACGAUUGUUGGACGAUUUCUUUGCCGAUAACAGGACGGCCUUCUUAUUCACCUCAGAUCACGGAAUGACAGAUUGGGGUUCACAUGGUGCUGGCACAGAAGCCGAGCUGAUUACACCGUUAGUGAUGUGGGGUCGUGGUGUACGCGGCAGCACUGUGAAAAAUAAAAUCAGUCAAAUUGAUCUGUCACCGCUGAUGUCUGCUUUGCUUGGUUGUCCGAUUCCAAUGAACAGUUUUGGCACUGUACCUUUGCAUCUGCUGGAUGCAUUACCAAGAUACAAAUUUAAGGUAGCAUACGCUAACUUCAAACAGAUGCUGGAACAGUUUAUUCUGAAGAAGAAUGAGAAAAAAGCCCAUUCACUGCCUUUCAUGUUUCGUGAUUUUGACCAACUCCACCCAAAAAUAUUGCCCACGAUUGAAAGCGAAAUCAAAAGACUUGUAGCACAAAAUAGAUUUGAGGCAGCUGUAGCUGUAUGCAUGCAGUGGAUUCCGAUUCUUCGAACAGGCUUGGUUUAUUUUCAUCGUCAUGAUCAAACACUGUUAGGAAUUGCUGUCGCUUCUACAUUCAUCACAUGGAUGUUAUGCGUUUAUUUCAUCACAUUGAGGCGUUCUUCCAUAAUUUUGAAGGAUAACAAUGUGUUGAUUCUAAGCCUUAAACAGUUUAUUGGUGUUGGCUUCAUGUUUACCUUACUACUACUUAACGGGCUACCUUUUACGCAUGCCUUAUAUCUGACACUUCCUACAUAUCUCUCAUGCGUUUGCUAUAAUGCAGUUAGCGACUUAAUUCGUAGUAACUUGGAAAAUUUUAUCAUAAAUUGGCAUUCAACUCAUUGUCCAGAAAUGCGAACAAAAUGGCUUUUUUUGUGCACCUAUUGGAUGCUGUUAACUAUUUCAGUUGCUGUAAUUCUUUCGGUCAUUGUUUCUGCUUUCAUUUAUCGGCCAAUAUUGUCGAUAGAAUUUUUGGUCUUUGGUUUAAUUCCAGUGUUAAGGCGUGGCGAAAAUCGAGAUUUAGUUAAAUGGAAACGGAUGUGGUUGAUAUGUUGUUUGGCUGUUGCUAUAUAUCCUCAGUUUCCAGUGGUUGGACAAACUCCGCUCCCGACAGUUUGUGCCUUGUCGUCUUUCUUUACCUCACUACUAAUUUUCUGGAUUUCUACUUUUCCGGUGCUGUCAUCAACAAAAACACUGUUCCGAUACCACUCAGCUUUACAUCUUCUUGCUACAGUUGUCGUAAUUUUUGUGGAUGCUUUUAAAGAUUAUAAGUUGUUGUUAAUGCUGUUACGCUUAAUUUGUUGGCUUUCAAUUCCCGUAGCGGCAGUUUUACCACUGUUAUCAUCGCGAUCAGUUAUCAUCCGUCUUAUCUGCUGGUUCUCAUCGCUUAUGUUGCCGUACACUUUGUUAAGUUUAUCAUACGAAUCAUCAUUUAUGUUGCUUCUGUUCGUUCUUCUCACAACAUAUGUACGGUUGGAAUUUGGGCAGAUGACUGAUGAAGAAUUUCUAGCUAUGUCAUUACCGCAACGAGAUUAUGGAACGAAGUUAGUAGCAGAUGUUAGUGAUACGAGUUUCAAUGAUUGGCUCCAGGGCUUAGUCUUGGUUAUCCUAAUCGAAGCGGCUUUCUUCGGUACGGGUAAUAUCGCCUCAUUAAACAGUUUCAAUCCAUCAUUUUUACGAUGCUUUAUAUCUGUGUUCUCUCCGUUUACGAUGACAGCUAUGCUAAUUUUCAAAAUAUCGUUGCCAAUUUUGGCCGUUGCCUUUACAUACGCCGUUAUUGUUCGAUUAAAAAAAAUCUUAAUUACGAAGUUAUCGAUGAUACUGCUAGUCAUCUCCGAUACGAUGGCACUGAUUUUCUUCUUCCGACUCGUGGAUGAGGGGAGUUGGAUGGACAUUGGUAGCAGCAUAAGUCAUUAUUCAGUAUGCAUGUUAUUAACUGUUAUAGUUUACCUUUUGUUGAAUUUUACUGAUUAUUUGCUUCCUCUUUCACUGAGUAGAAUCAUGCGCGACGAAGGAACGAUAUUCGAACGGAAACGUUUAUAUUCCCUGACCUCGAAAACAGAAGAAGAUAUCGUUUGA